CUACAGAAACCAGCAUCAACGACACAGCACAGAGAGGGCUCCAGUCGCCGGCGGCCAGUGACGUCUCGAAGCAGACAUUGAGCCAAUCACCUGCGGCCAGUGUAGUCACAGUCCAGAAGCAGGAACUCUCGACUGAGAAGCAGUUCACAUUUCCACCGGGUCAUAGCGAGAAGCAGGUGAUAAUGGUUUUGGAGUCCCUCCGAACCUUGGAGGAGCUCACGGUCUCCAUUCCGCCUGACUCGACGGGACGGUGGCUGCGGCUGCUGCCGCCGUCCUUGAGGCGCCUGGACGUUUACGGACCGGGGAAGACGGGGAAGCCGCUGCCACUGGCCCGACAGCCCGACCAUGGGCUAAAUGUCGUCAUACAACAGGCGGGAGAUGACGUCAUCAACCAGCUGGCUAAGGAGCUGGGACCACGGGUUACCAAGCUGCGCAUGUUCUACUGCCCGCGUGUCACUGCCGGGGCCCUACAGGGGCUGCUGUCCGCCCUCACCGGCCUGGAGGACGUCACACUUGGCGGCUCUUUGUCCGGCGCAAUCACUGACGCCUCACUGGCCGCCCUCCACGGCUGCUCCCAGCUGCGUAAAAUGCAGCUGGGAGCGCCCAGUGAACUCUGUACGGAUAUACCUGUCACAGCGGUCAGCAGACUGGUGGUUACCUGUCGGAAACUCGAGUAUCUGUUUCUUAACACAACAGAGGAGCUCACUCAGACGGUCCUGGAAGUCCUGGUCCGGGCAGACCUGGGGAAAAGCGAUGACAACACGCCGAGAGCACUGAGGUUCCAAGUCCUAGGAGCCGUUUAUGACAGGCUGAGAAUACCGUCUCAGACCGGCAACAUCAAGGUUGUCAGGGACCCCAUAUACUAGAUGGGAUUAUCACUUGUAACGACUCGCCGACACCUACAGCGGUGUCAGCGGUGAUCAUUCUCGGCUCGUUCACCCUGCUGAUGGGCUCAUUACCGGACUCCUAGCUGACGGACAAAUGGGACGACAGUCUGCCGGGCUUUAUCACCAACUGGGAGCUGGUGAAUCUGCGCUCCUUCAGCAUCAGCGUGCACCGGGUGAACACGGUGGGGUCGAACAUAACGCCUGCUCGUUCUUACUACGCUGCUUCUGCUUAUGUGUCUUCUGUAUCAUGUAUGAUGAGAAACAAUGACGUGAUAGUUCGGUGAAAAUCAUUCAAAUGAUGUGAGCAAUAUUAGAGAUUGUGUGACUUAGGGAAUACAAAUAUGGAUAAGAUGCACAGAUAGAUGAUCAUGCUGCCUUAUCCAGCCUUAUCCGUUAGAGCACCCUGCUCUACGGAAUCGUUAGAAUGAACGCACCAUAUGUCCUUUACCUUUCGAACGACGCCCGUGAAAACUGAAUAGUUAUUAGUGCGCUCAGUGUCUCGUAUCGAUACACGGUGCGGCGGUGUCAACAAACCCGACCGAGGGAGGACUGCCAAGUUUGAGGGCCACCGAACUGCCUGACCUGGGGAUGGGUGACGAUGGCGAGGGGGGAGGAGGCGGGGCGAGUGUAGCCGGCGGUUCUCCGCCCCUCACAUUGUCUGUGACUGUGUAUCGGUAGUUUUGUGAGAGACUGUACAUUCACAUGGCGUGUGCUGUGGAAUUUGCUGUUGGGUGUAAACUUGAUAGAAACUGGUUGACGUGAGAAACAAGUGUAAUUAAUGGCUAAGGGCCGAUGCUGUGUACGGCUAUAGGGAUAAGGGAUAAGUGGCUUUUCCCACAUUGUCUAUAAAUGUGUGAAUGAUGUAUGAGCGCGAAAGUAUGCAAACGAGACAUACUUUUAGGACACCUGUAUCGGAGAAUGGUAAAUGAGCUACGCGUUUUUUGCUUUCUUACAGGACAAGAGUUCUACACUUCACUCGCAUGAGAAUGCUUUUGCUGCUUGAGAUUGCUCACAAUAAAUACAUGCAAGUUC
Amphibalanus amphitrite is the source of this 1919-nucleotide messenger RNA. RefSeq lists its product as uncharacterized. The transcript has 6 exons. NCBI's taxonomy places the organism in Eukaryota, Metazoa, Arthropoda, Thecostraca, Balanomorpha, Balanidae. The record is from RefSeq and is a predicted model, not a curated record. The coding region runs from base 183 to 866 and encodes 227 amino acids.